Acanthisitta chloris (rifleman) is the source of this 914-nucleotide messenger RNA. Its product is annotated as potassium channel subfamily K member 9-like. Gene Ontology annotation, biological process: stabilization of membrane potential; potassium ion transmembrane transport. The annotation marks the transcript as partial. Lineage: Eukaryota; Metazoa; Chordata; Aves; Passeriformes; Acanthisittidae. The record is from RefSeq and is a predicted model, not a curated record. Gene Ontology annotation, cellular component: membrane. Gene Ontology annotation, molecular function: potassium ion leak channel activity. The transcript has a single exon.
GCUAUGGGCACGCUGCCCCGGGCACAGACGCCGGCAAAGUUUUCUGCAUGUUCUAUGCCAUUCUGGGCAUCCCCCUGACAUUGGUCAUGUUCCAGAGCCUGGGGGAACGCAUGAACACCGUUGUGCGGCUGCUGCUCAAGAAGAUCAAGAAGUGUCUGGGCAUGAGGACAACCCAUGUCUCCAUGGAGAACAUGGUCCUUGUGGGCUUUCUGUCCUGCAUGGGCACCCUGUGCAUCGGCGCCGCCGCCUUCUCCUAUUUCGAGGGCUGGACUUUCUUUCAUGCCUAUUACUACUGCUUCAUAACCCUGACCACUAUUGGCUUUGGAGACUUUGUGGCUCUGCAGAAGAACGAGGCUUUGCAGAAGAAGCCUCCAUACGUGGCUUUCAGCUUCAUGUACAUCCUGGUUGGCCUAACUGUCAUCGGCGCCUUCCUCAACCUGGUGGUGCUGCGGUUCCUGACCAUGAACUCGGAGGACGAGCGGCGAGACGCCGAAGAGCGAGCCUCACUGAGGAGAGCCCAGAACAACAUCCUCCUCAAGCCAAAAGAGGACAGCCGGAGCAGCAAUGCCAUUUUUCUCCCUGUGGAGGACAGGACGAGCCAGAUGAACCUCAUCCCGCUGGUGCGUGAGGACGCGGAGAGGCAGCGGCGCCAGUCGGCCAACUCGGCGGGCGCGGUGCCCUCCUUCUGCACUUGCCUGUGCUACAGACCCCAGCUGUGUGGCAGCCCAGUGCCCUCCCACCCCGAGACCCUGAGCUGCCACACCAACCCUGUGUAUUACAACUCCAUUUCCUACAAAAUCGACGAGGUGUCCCUGAGCACGCGGGGUCAGACCGGCUCUUCCCCAGGGAGCACUUUAUCAUCCAGCAGCCCUCGCUGCCGGCAGCACCCCCGGCUGCGGAGGAAAUCCAUCUAG